AUUCCUUAUUCGUUUUCGAUAUCCAAUAUGACUGUGGAUUUAUGAGCGUGGGUUUUGUUUGUCAACAAUUCAAUUCAUGAUAGAUUCAUUUAGCAAGCUUUAUAUUCGUUCAUCUAUGAUUUCAGAUUUUUUCAUGGAUUCACGAUUGAAGGACAUUGAAUAGAUUGGGCUGGUCUAUAAUACACAGUCGAUAUAACAUAGCUGAAUGGAUUGAUGAAAAUGAACAUGAUGAUGUCGGCAAAACGACAAUGAACAUUUCUCUGUAGCUUGUAAUUAUGAUCAGAUCAUUGGGUGUUGUUAUAACAAUUUGGUGGGAGAGAUAUUGAGUGUCCUUCAAUGAUUCUACUAGUAGUUCUUCUAUUCACGUUGUUUUGAUUUGUGAUUGUUGCAUUCAAUAUUUUUUUCAGAUUUUUUAGUCAUUUUUUUCCGCACAGAUGUGUCCAUAAUUUAUUUAUAUGUUAUAGAUUAAUUAGUAAACAUGGCUUGGAAUAACCAUAAUAUUUAAACAAUGCGUUUCUUAUCAUUAUAUUCAUAUUCAUUGAAAAAAUCACCAAAAGAUCUCCGAUUGGCAAUUGUGGCUUGUCGUUUGUCAUUAAUAUUGGCAAUCAUUGCGUUCAUUUUGUUUCUAUUAACUGUAUUCGUUUUAUUCACCAAUAAAAGUAAUCAUAACUAUGCUUUUUCAUCAUUAUUAUCUGAUCAAGAUGACGGCAAUUCAUUGGAGUUUGCUAAACAAUCCGAUAACUUCACCAAUCUAAAUACCCCUUCUGUGCAUUUUAGAACUGUCGAUUUUUCCGCAAUCAUCUUCCUAUUGAUAGGAUUUAUAUUGUACAUUUGUGUGACAAUCAGCAGUAUUUAUGCAUAUGUAUCAUAUCGAAACUAUCGUCAAUCACGUAUGGUCAACUAUGAAAUGAUAAACCGUUCAUUUGAUCAGAUGUAUUCCGAACAAAUUGCCAAAUUAAAGAUCAAAGACCCUAUUAUUGUUUCAUCAAAUCCCAAAAGUUUAACAGAAGCCAUUACUGUGAUCAAAGUUGUGGAAAGCCGGAAGCCAACCACCAGCAUGCCGUGCACAGCGGUGUUGAAUAAUAAUCCUGAACAUAGAAACAAAUUUAAAUUCUGGUCGCGUAACAAACACCAACGUCAACUGCAAAAUCAACGAAGAUUUAGUUAUGGAAAAGCUGCCAUCUCCAAAGAGAUGACCAUUUGAUUGCUG
Dermatophagoides farinae (American house dust mite) is the source of this 1210-nucleotide messenger RNA. RefSeq lists its product as uncharacterized. The record is from RefSeq and is a predicted model, not a curated record. Lineage: Eukaryota; Metazoa; Arthropoda; Arachnida; Sarcoptiformes; Pyroglyphidae.